Messenger RNA from Xiphophorus maculatus (southern platyfish), 5252 nucleotides. RefSeq names its product V-set and transmembrane domain containing 2A (gene vstm2a). The record is from RefSeq and is a predicted model, not a curated record. Bases 478 to 1188 code for a protein of 236 amino acids. NCBI's taxonomy places the organism in Eukaryota, Metazoa, Chordata, Actinopteri, Cyprinodontiformes, Poeciliidae. The transcript is spliced from 5 exons.
GAAGCCUCUGAAGGCGCAGCAGCUUCUGUCUGUUCAUCUGUCCUCCUCCAUGAAUCCUAACGGUCAGUGUGUGGGAACGGGGCCGCAUCCGGAGCACAUUCUCUGAGGUGGGGGAGUGUGUGUGCGCGUGUGUGUGGAUGCCACAGUGAUCCUCUAAGACUGACGUCUCUCCGGUAGCGCAGAAGAAGACCGCAGCCGGGCUCCUCCACACACUUGAGCGCAGUCAGGCAGCAGGUAGCAUCAGCCCGCAGAGUGAGGCAGGAAUCCGCGGAGCAGGUGGAGGAAGCCGGAGUUUCCCAGCAUGUUCACCCUGCGGAAAGCUGCGUUCAGACACGCUCCUCCAGCGACCGUUUGAUACCGCUGGAGCGCAGACUGCUACUGCUGCUGCUGCUGCUGUUGCUGCUGGUGGCUUUUCCCCCUCUCCGUCUCUCUUGAUCAAACCUCUGAUGUGAAGAACCGAACCUCUGCACAGCUGAAAUGAUGUGGACCUCUCACGAUACUGUUGGAUUUGUUUUCCUAGCCGGAUUCUGUGUUCAGUUCGGAUUCUCCUUUGAAGGUCGCUUUACGGAUCUGCCCUCUAACAUGACGGUUAAAGAGGGCCAAAACAUAGAAAUGGCGUGCGCCUUCCAGAGCGGAACCGCGUCUGUGUAUCUGGAGAUCCAGUGGUGGUUCGUGAAGGCUCCGGAGCCCACAGACAGCGAGGAGGAGGUGGACGCCCAAGAGAUGGAGAUGAUACCAGAGCCCGAUCCUGAUGACGAGGGGACAAAAAUAAGUACGGUGAAGGUCCAGGGCAACGACAUCUCACACAAGCUACAGAUCUCCAGAGUCAGCAAGAACGACGAAGGACUCUACGAGUGCCGGGUGACCCGAGCUAACUACGGAGAGAUUGUGGAGUACAAAGCCCAAGCCUGGCUUAGGGUCAACGCCACAGCCAGGCCUCGACGGCCACUGCCACCUGCCAAGAAGAGCUCCCCACUGCACCUGACAGACAAGAAGCCAAGGAAGUCCACCUCACCUCUGAGCCAAGACAACAUGAGUUCAGACCAGAGGGUGGCCUCCACGUCCUCCUCCCACACAUCCUCCAACACAGCUAAACGCUACCCCAGCUCAGGUACAAGAAUAUUGUCCAGCUCUGGACUUGCUGUCCUGCUUCUGGCGUGUGGCCUGGUGAGGGAUGCCUUGUUAUAAUUUAAAGAACAGUCUUGAUUUGCUCCCAGAUGUUGGCCCAACUGUGUGCUUCAAAAACAAACAGAGGAUCAAAAAAAAGAAAAAAAGAAAAUUGCCUGUUUUACUCCCUUCGCCACCCACUGACCACAACCCUGAACUCCACCAUGCGGACAGCACAGUUUGCUCCUCAUUUUCUCGCCACUUCUGCUCUUGCACUUAGCACAUUAUUACUAGCCACUAUAAACACCAGUCACAACGGCAGCAGAAGGAGCACCUUUUCUACAGACGCCUGGUCGACGCCAGCAGAGACGCCGCCUAACACCCGGACUCUAUCUUGUUGGAUAACUCUCAUGGAAGAAUGACUUUCUUAAAGUUUAGCUGUUGACGUUUCUGUGUUCAUUGCUCAAAAGUAAACGAGAAAAUCGAAGAAUCUAUAUUUGUGUAGUAUAUUUGAUCCUAGAUAUAUGUCUGUUUUAUUUGAAACACAGAACUAAUGUAUGUGCUGUAUACAUAGCUGCUGCUGAUAUUGGCCAUUGAUCAUUGUGAAUAGGCACUCUAGCCUUCUCCAGAUGACAUAAAUCUAAUACAAGUCUGUGUUAAAUUAGACGAUUGAUGUUAACCUUUAAGUUAAAAGGGUCAUUCUUUUCAUUUCUCUUUCAGCCGUAUUAUCCAUCCAAAUUUCAGAUGUGCAUAAUUUUACAUCCUGUUGGUGAUUCAUCAUCAGAAGUGCAUGCUUGGUCUGGAGGUUUUGAAGAUGAGGAAAAUAUCUGACCUACAGUACAUGAGCCAACAUUUGGAGUUUAAUGUUCCAAUGUUUUGAACCGCAGUUUCUUUUUCUGUGCUAGCUUUGGUGUGAAAAUAAUGUCCCCUUGUCAUUUUAAUUUGUAAUGCACCCUUAGUAGGAAUAAAAAAAAACAGAAAGUCACUAUGAGUUAUUGUAAAUCCUGAUAUGUGACAACUGGAUGAUUGAUUCUGACCAGCAUUAAUCUUCUCUGAAAUAUUUCAGUAGCUAAUCACAAAGGAGGGAUUUAAUGAACUGUAGAUCAGGAAUGCCAACGCAGGAACAUGGAGGAUCUAAACCUUGAACACACCUUUGCUUAAAUGCCAGGUAUUCCUAAUGUUGUAUAAUGAAAAGAAGGUAAAUCAUGAAACACAUAGAACUCUUUUUCUGUGUUAAAUGGGACAAAUUCUACAGGGUCUUACUGCAAAACAAAUAGUCAUCAUUAGCAAACUGCAAACAAUCAAAGAAAUGGUAUUGGGCAGGAGAAACGCCAUGAUGUAUUCCACAGUAUAAUACUGUGCAUUCACACCACCCUGUUUAGUACUAGAGUUUAAUCAAACUCCAGUACAUUUGCCUAGAAAGUCAAAUCUAGGCAAAUCUACAUUUGUGUGAAUUUGCAGGUGUGGAUUUGCAAAUCCACACCUCCACACCUUUUUUUGUGGAGGUGUGGACAUGUAAUCAAACACUCAUGCAGACUAAAAAAAGUGAACUCUGGUCCACUGAAUAACCUCGGUCUCAGUUCAGUUGAAGUGUAGUCUGGUGCGGUUUGAAUGACUAUCUGAACAGCAGGCAGAUCAGAGGCUGCUCCAAAAACAGGAAGUGGACUAAAUACAACCAAAACCAACAUGCUUGUCUAGCGCUAGCAGGAGAAAAGUUGCUUUUAAUGCUCCACUAAGGGGCGCUGCUAUGAGCUGGGCUUUCUUUUGUUAGCUGCCUUCGUCUUGUGACCUCGCACCGGCUCCCAUUGCUGAAUAAACUAUAAAUCAGUAGACAGCGGUGUGCAUCAUUAGUUCAGUAAACAGAGCGCUGCUAUGUGAUGUCGAGAUUUUUCUUCUGCGCUUUCAGGCCACUUUGGGGUCGUCAACCAUUCACACAGAAGACCAAUCGCCUCAUUCAGUAUGAGGAACGUUCAUGCAAAAGAAUAAUAAAAAUCUGAUUUCAGCAAAAAAUUGGAAUUGAGCUGCUGUGUGAACAUAGUCUUAGUUAUGGUGGUUCCUGCAUGUAACCUAAUCGUACAUCAAUCUUUGGUAGGGAAAAUGGGAGGACAAUAGAUGGAUGAAUGUGGAAAACUUCAUCUUCUACACCACUGAGCAGGCACUGUAAUAAGGUUGUGUUAAGUUUUUAGAUUUGCUAUAUUUGAACAUUUCUCACAGAUAUGUAAGCAAGACUGUGAUGAAAUAACAGCCAGUUAGACAUAGAAUUAUACACAAUAACCUUCAAGAGAAGAGUAUUGGUUUUGUUGAAAUUGCUUUUCUUUGAUCUCACACUGCUAUAUUUUUUACAGCUUUACAUAAAACUCAUGUUUCCCGGGAUAUUUUGAAUGUGCACCAAGGAUUUAUGAAUGAAAUGCUUUGACAAUCUGACACAAACGCUGGAAGAGCAGCGGCUGGAAGAGCAGCGGCUGGCUUUCGCAGCGGUUUCAAGAUCUUUAACAUGAUCCGGAAACUAAAAUGAAUCUGUUAUUGUUGACUUUUGAGCGCCAUCCAGCAGAAACUUGGAUUCUAAUUCAAACAGAAACAGUCAUGAAUGACAGAGCAGCAGAUAUGUGAAAGUUAUCCUCCAUGAGUACCGUGUUGCCAUAGCGCCGCAGUUAUCCUAACAAUGAGAUCAGCAGUUUUUAAAAAUACAUGCUGAUCAAUAGCACAUCUUUUUUCGCUUAUUCAAAACCCCAAACUAUGAGGUGGCCAAACAAAAUAAGCAUGAAUAUGUAUUUGUGGUAUGGCAUAAGCUAAGAACUCAUAGGCAACAAAACAACUCAACGUGCAAUAAUCCCUCUGCUGUGUGUUCUCGAAAUGCAAAACCUCACUUUAAACUCGUGUUUCACUUUACAGACAAAGCCGAAUCCCCUCUCUUGUAUAGUUUAUCACAUUGCCAAAGAACAGUUUAGGGGGACUUGUUGAUUCAGCAGCGAGGCCCACAGGCUGAUGGAGCACAGCGUGCUUUCUAAGACCCCGAGACGUUCCAGCAAGACACGGCGCACCGUGCAGCACCGCACCGCGCGGCACCGCGCCGCUCCGCGCAGGGCGGGAAGGGUCAGCCCGCUCUAAUCCCUCUAAUUCCAAACCUCCGCAGGGCGCGUUUGGACAACUAAUCUGCCAUCACUGUCUCAUUUUCGCCAUUCUGCCGUGACUGGGGGACUGAUUGUUUUUAAAUGAGACCUGUUAUAUAAUAUAGUUCAAAAAGUUUAUUUUGCAAGAAGAAAAAAAUAAUAAUAAUAAUAGGAGGGCAAUUUAUUUUCCAGAGAUGAGAAUGAGAUCGUGAUGCUGAUUCCACUGAAAGUUUGUCUGAAUGCUUUCGGAGAGUGUGCGCAGUCCGAGUGGGCGGUUUGUCUAAACCGCCGUGUAAAAAAACUAACAAAAACCGUUACAGAUCUGUAUAACUUGUAAAUGAAUUAAGAAGCAUGUUAACGUUUUAUUUUCUGUUGGGGUUUUUUCAGAGCCAUUUGAAAAGGCAGAGGCCAGUGAUGUGCUGUAUUUGUAACAAUAGUACCAUGUAUUCAUAUUCACGUGUUAAGAAGUCCGAAGUGGAUUUUCCAUCUCUUGAAAAUGAACUUCCAUAAAAUGUGUUUUUGAAGAAAAAGAAGAUUCUAUAUCCAUGUAUAUACAUAUAAAUAGAUAUAUGAAAAACAUCUCCAUGGUUCUAUCCUAAUCUAGGGGGGUUAGCUUGAUGCCCCACCCUCCCCCCCACACACACUUAACAUUGAAUAAGAAAGAAGGAGAGACUGGAGCUUUGACUGAAAUUGUAUCAUUACUGGAAAGGUGGAUUAGCUUCUCAGUCUCUACCAGCUCACGCUCCGACUGCGGGUCCUUCUUCCAGGGAUGUUCUCUCAGACACAUCGCUCAACGAUCCUUCUGAAGCCACGCUCUUCAUCCACUCUAAAUGUGUUUGUUUCUUCUAAUAAUGUAUCUCCAUCUUUGAUGCAGUCCUGUCUGUCUGUUAAGCUGUCAGAACUCUAAAAAACUCUGGUUCUCUUUUUCUUUGGUAUUGUGUGAGGCUUCUGUAAUGAAACAUUGCAACCGUUUGUAUUAUAAUGACAGUAUCAGAAUAAUAUUUAAAUAAAUCAUUUUCACAGAUGAAAUUCAAA